UGUCUCUUGCUGGAUAUGUAUUCCUUUUUGUUCUUUCCUCUUAAAGAAAUCUCUCUAUGUGCAACGUGUCUUGGGGGGAGGUGGUUAGGAGGGAGGGGGCAGAUGUGAGGAACUGUCAGACUUGCACGUUUCCAAUCGCAUUACGUGAACAAAUAGCAUAGGAGCAGCCCUGCCAAGAAACGCUUGUGUAACUUUGCAAAUGUGCCAGAAAGUUUAAAAUCUCGCAUCUCUCCUCCUUCUUUCACUCCAGACACCAGCAAAAGCAGGACGACGACGAUGAGAGGCCGCCCGCUCGCUAUUGCUUCUGCUCUUCUCCCCAUCCUUCUUCCAUAAACACUGGGAAAGGGGGGGAACGGCAACGCUUUUCGUGUCUGUGGACAUUAAAGGAGAAAGAUGCAUUUCCCUUCACCCGCAGUUACCCUUGUUCGGUUGCAUCUGUGCGUACACUUGGGCUGCAUUUUGCAAGUGGUCUGCCAGCAGCCCAGACGAGACCCUCCUCCCCCAGCCGUAUGGAGGCAAAAGAUUCAGUGGGAGAACAACGGGCAGGUGUUCAGCCUGCUGAGUUUGGGGUCUGAGUACCAGCCUCCGCGCCGGAGGGACCCAGCCGCUGGCUCUGCCGCCGCCUCUUCAGCCUCCUCCUCGCUUCCUCAGUCGCAGGUCCUGCUGCUCAGAAACAACAGCACUUCUCCGCGCUCUCGUCCGCUGCCGUCUGUGGGCGCCCCGGUCCACGACAGCACGAACAGCAGGAGGCAGCCGGCAGCGCGUCACUGGUUCCAGGCUGGUUAUCAGCCGUCUGGGCAACGGCACCAGGGUGGACCGUCGGCGUCCACCUCGCCCGCUGACGCCACCACCACCACCAGCAGCCCCGGGGGCCGAACGCGGGGCUCCAGCCCUGCGGUCCAGGACCGCCACCAGACCCCAGCGGGUAGCCGCCCCACCCUAAGCAACCUCAGAGCUCCUAGUCGAGUGGAUGGCAUGGUGGGCGAUGACCCCUACAACCCCUACAAGUACUCAGACGACAACCCCUAUUACAACUACUAUGACACUUACGAAAGACCACGUCCGGGAAGCAGGCAGAGACCUGGCUAUGGGACUGGAUACUUCCAGUAUGGUCUCCCAGACCUGGUGCCAGAUCCCUACUACAUUCAGGCGUCCACGUACGUGCAGAGGAUGUCCAUGUACAACUUGAGAUGUGCUGCGGAGGAAAACUGCCUUGCCAGUUCAGCAUAUAGGUCAGAUGUCAGAGAUUAUGAUAACCGAGUGCUGCUAAGAUUUCCCCAACGAGUGAAAAAUCAAGGGACUUCAGAUUUUUUACCAAGCCGCCCAAGAUAUUCAUGGGAGUGGCACAGCUGCCACCAACAUUACCAUAGUAUGGAUGAAUUUAGCCACUAUGACUUACUUGAUGCCAGCACCCAGAGGAGAGUGGCUGAAGGCCAUAAAGCAAGUUUUUGCCUUGAAGAUACUUCCUGUGAUUAUGGAUAUUAUAGACGAUAUGCCUGUACAGCACACACACAAGGACUGAGCCCUGGUUGCUACGAUACCUAUAAUGCAGAUAUAGAUUGUCAGUGGAUUGAUAUUACAGAUGUAAAGCCUGGAAACUAUAUUCUGAAGGUCAGUGUAAAUCCCAGCUAUUUGGUGCCUGAGUCUGACUACUCAAACAAUAUUGUACGCUGUGACAUUCGAUAUACAGGACAUCAUGCGUAUGCCUCUGGUUGUACAAUUUCACCGUACUAAGAGAAAAACAAAAAGUAAAAUAAAAAAAAAUGGAUGAACCAGUGCCUGAUGUUUUGAACUGAAAAAAAAAAUAAUGAAAGAAAGAAAAGAAAAACAACCUAGAUUAACUUCAGUAGGAUGUAAAUGUUUGGGAAAGAACACAGAAAACAAAAAAGGAAUUAUCAUUUGGACUGCUUAAUAACAAAACAUAACUGGAUUUUGAGAUUGGGAAUAUUUAAAUUACACUUAUGAGAUAGGUGUGAUGAAUUAUGCAAAGUGUUUCAAAUCCCACAGUUAAGAUCAUUUGCUUUUUCUAAGAAACUUGCCUUGCAGUGCACUGGGAAUUGGGAAUGCAAGCCAGCAAAAUACUUGUUUCAUUGAACUAUUAUGAAUGAGCUGAAAUUGUUUUGUGCUCAAACAUUUUUAAUGUACUAAAUUACAACAAAAUAUAAUAGUGACCAAUUUGUAAAUACUAGCAAAAUUAAUUUGGAAAUGUUAAUCCUAUCAUUACUCCUACAAAUAAACAUGGAAAUAUUGGUGCUGAGGAAAGAAUACACAUUAUUGAUUUCAAGAAAUAUUAAUAUAUAGCAGAGAAGUGUCAGUGUAUGUAUUAAGAUAGUUACAUUCCUAUAUAAAAUUUUAUGUUUACAUUUUUAACAUUAGUAGAUAAACCCUUUUCUUUCUUCCAAUACAUAGCUCAGUUCUGACACAAAUCAGGUUUAGUUUUCAAAUGAAUUAAGGAACUGAACCACACAAUCCAAGUCCAAGAUUUUUUUAUGAUGCCUUGUCCAUUUCUUUGAUCUUGACUAUAGCUACAGACAUUCAAAAUUACAUUCUUAAAAUGACAAGUUAGGGGACAGUGUGAAUAGGCUACCAUACAAGUAAAAUACAAUUCUUGCAACGUGGGUAAUUUUCAAACUAAUAGAGGUUUAAAUAAAAUAUUAACAAAACUUACCAUCUCCAGGUCACAAGAAAAAAGUAGGUAGCCCAAAAUAUUACUGCAUAGCAAACAUAUUUUUUAAAUGAAAGGAAAACAUCUUUGUUGUCCCCAAUAUAUUUUUUUAACCUUUCAUACUUGAUAUUUUUUACACACGAGAAUCAUUAGCAUAUUUUAUUGUCGAAGAAACUAUUCAUAUCAGUAAGAUCUCAGAUUCUAUGAAAUAUAUACAACUACAAUUAAAAUAUUUUAAAUAUUAUACAGGAUAUAUGACUCACUAUGUCUAUGCAAUAAAGGAUCAUCAAAUUACGUCAGUAAGGAGCUAAUCAUUAAUAUUUUUUUCUGAAAAGUUUAGCCCAAAUCAGUACAUGAAUUAAUUAUUAGCAUAAGAAAGGAGACAAGGGGGGUAUUUUCUGUAAAGUGACAAGCUGUACUGUAUAAUAAGACAGCUGUGAUAUUACUUUUAAACUGUGAAAUAAUUUGCCACAAUAGAAUUUGGAUAGCUUCUGGUUUUUUUCCUGAAAAGCAGAAGAUGGAGUGUGAGUUAUCUACACUUGGUGGUGCUUAAACAGAAAUUAACAUAAAUUAAACAAUAUCAAAAAAUCUAAAUUAUGAUAUGCAUUUAAAUAUUUCCACAAGAUGUCACAUGGAAACGUGAAUUGAAAUCUCCAUGGUUUAUAAAACAAAAAGGUACAAUCAUCAAUAAUUAUUAAAUACCUGUUGUGUACAUGGUCCUAUAAAAGGUCCUAUCUUCCUGCUCUUUUUUUUUAAAUGAGGCAAUUGGGGUUAAGUGACUUGCCCAGGGUCACACAGCUAGUAAGUGUUAAGUGUCUGAGGCCGGAUUUGAACUCAGGUACUCCUGAUUCCAGGGCCGGUGUUCUAUCCACUGCGCCAACUAGCUGCCCCUAAAAGGUCCUAUCUUAAGAGAAUACAGUUUACAUUAUGCAUCAUGCCCUCCAAAUGCAAAUAUUUACCAGUAUUUAGUAGUAUACUGUGACACUGAAAUAGUCACAAAGCUUUUGAAGAAUCUGUAUCUGGGCUAUGGAAUUAUUUCUUUAAUUAUGAUCUUUUCUAGUAGAGAUGAUCUUAAAACACUUUUUUUUAACUACUGUCAGUAUUUUUACUGAGCCAGACUGGCAUCUAAAGAUAUAUAUAUAUAUAUCUUUUCAUGAAAAGCAUUAUGAUUUAGAGCUGAAAGGAGCCAGUAAGAAUCUAGUCAAUUUCAGUGAGAUCAUAGGUCCAUUUUCAUAUAUGUAUGUAUACAUAUAUAUAUGUAUAUAUAUAUGUAUAUGUAUAUAUAUAUAUAUGUGUAUAUAUAUAUAUAUAAACAUAACUAAUAUGUAAUUUUACAGAUAAGGAAAUUGGGACCCAAAGAGGUUGAGUGAUUUGCCCAAAGUCAAGAUUUGAACAUAAAUCCAAAUCCAGGCCUUUUCUCCAUAAACCUCUGCUUACUCACACACUUAUCCUUUAAAAACCUUGACUGUUUUUUGGACACAUAAAAAUCCAUCGACUAAGCCUAACUGUAUUCACUUCAUGUGAAAAAAUUUAUCACAAAAUGUAGCAAUGAUACAGGCCGAAACGACCAAGUUAACGGGCCCCUACUAUUGCAUUAUUACCACUUUCAGAGGAUCAAAUUACUGAAAGGGACCUUCAUUUUCCCGAUGAUGAACUGUGUUGAUAAAAUUUGUGUUAUGAAAAUCAUUGAAAAGUCAUGAAGGCUUGUGCUAUUAAUAUUUAUAAGCAUGUUCCCAAUACCUUAGAAAUGACUGCAUUUUAAAUUUAACAUGAAAGACUUUGAUUUUUUAAAAUAAAAAUUCAUUUACAUUAAGGGAGCCCCAUAUUAUCCUUUAUUCUAUAUUAACUCUCUCUUUCCCCUAGAAUGUCAUUUUUAAGCCCUGAAGAAAUAAUUUCAAGGAGUAAUCACCAAACCCCAAAUAAUAACAAUAUAGAUCACUGGUAACAGAUAUUAAUCAAUAAAGCUGUAGAUAAAUUGAAAAAUUAGUAGGAAGCAAAGGUGACAUAAAAAUAAAGGAACUGGGAAAAGUCUGGCUUCAAUAGUUAAGGACCAUGGGGAAAAAUAGGCCUUAGAACUCACCAUUUUUAUGUAUCAUCUAGUUUUAAAUAUCAUAUAUUCUUUCAGAUGGUGUGAUUAUACAAUGGAAUUUAAAAUUUCUUUACUGGUGAAUAAGAUUCAGACUCCCCUAACAUUACCAUCAUGUUUUAUUUUAAGCUAAUGCAUCAAAGAAAAUAUUUUAGAAGCUUAUAUUUUAUUAAAAUACAUCUUAUGAGAUCAUUUUAGUUGGCAUUAUUUUCAAAAAACGAAACUAUAAGAACUACGGUCUCAAAAAUAUUAAAAAUUUUUCCCUUACAAACUUAUCUGAGAGUUAUUCUAUAAAUAAUGUUCUCCAUUCAGAUUUGAGAGGAAAUGCAACCUAUUGAAAACAACUGUGUAAAGCUAAGCGAUUAACCAUAUGUCACUAAUCUUUAAAGGGUACAACUCCUUUCCUAAUGCUGCUGGAUCUUUUUUGACAACUAUAAAAUAAGGAUCUGACAAAACCUAACAUAUAUGGAAUACAAAAAAGCUUCAUUUUUAUUUUGUACCAAAGUUUAUUGUGUAUGUCAAGUGGCACAUAAUUUAGCUUCAAUCAAUCCCUUUCUGUCAAACUUUUUCUUUUCUUUUUUUUUUUUUUUGGAAGAAUUGUAUCUAUCCAAUCAAAAAAGCAAGUUUCAUUCCCAAGCCUCCAAAACUGGUCUGACUUGUUCUAUGCUAUAACUUGCAAUUAAGACAUGCCCAUAGAUGCUUCAGGUUUUAAAUGGUGCUAAAUUAUUUCAACUUGAAUGUAAACCAUAUGAUUCCAUGUUAAUGGGAAAUGAGCAUUUAAUGUUUAACUGCAACACUCAGUGAAAAGUCCCUUUACAAUGUUAUCUUUGUGGUAUCUCCCUCUUUAUUUAGGAAUUGUCUUUAAAAUUUUUAUAACUUUAUUUGAAGGGUUUUAUUUAAAAUAUUCUGAUGCAUUAUAUUCUUCAGUGCACUUUCAUAUGCUUUUCUUGUAUGUCUGUAUUAUGAUUGCAAAGUUUAUACAAAAUGACUUGAAUAAACAGUUUCAAGUGUUUGAAUUGUCCGAAUGCUUUGCUUAUGAAUAGAGAUUCUGAAUUUCAAAUUGGAUUAAAGUGUUUGCCUAGGUGAUUUCUUAUGAUUUAUUUAU
Messenger RNA from Dromiciops gliroides (monito del monte), 5856 nucleotides. RefSeq names its product lysyl oxidase (gene LOX). The record is from RefSeq and is a predicted model, not a curated record. Bases 394 to 1734 code for a protein of 446 amino acids. Lineage: Eukaryota; Metazoa; Chordata; Mammalia; Microbiotheria; Microbiotheriidae. The transcript is spliced from 8 exons. Gene Ontology annotation, biological process: peptidyl-lysine oxidation. Gene Ontology annotation, molecular function: protein-lysine 6-oxidase activity; copper ion binding.